AUGAUCGACCCCAACGUCAGCCUGAGCUGCGCGCACAGCCCGGCGGGUGGAACCGCCGCUACGGCCAAAUACGACGAGGCGUCCGGUUCUCCGCAGCCUCCGACGCUGAGCCCGACGGGUCACCUGGUGGUGGCCGUGUGCCUGGGCUUAAUCGGGACUUUGGGCUUCGUGUGCAACUUGGUGGUUCUGGCCAUGUUUUUCCGCUACCGGGCUCUGCGCACGCCCAUGAACCUGCUGCUGGUCAGCAUCGCCGUGAGCGACCUUCUGGUCAGCGUCUUCGGAACUCCCUUCAGCUUCGCCGCCAGCAUCCACGGACGCUGGCUCAUUGGACGCGCGGGGUGCGUGUGGUACGGAUUCGUCAACGCCUGCUUAGGCAUCGUGUCGCUGAUCUCUCUGGCCGUGCUGUCCUACGAGCGCUACUGCACCAUGAUGGUUCCCAACAUGGCGGACGGACGCGACUUCCGUCCGGCACUGGGCGGCAUCUGCUUCUCCUGGUUCUACUCCAUGGCCUGGACGGUGCCCCCCCUGCUGGGCUGGAGCCGCUACGGGCCCGAGGGGCCGGGGACCACCUGCUCGGUGGACUGGCGCUCGCGGACGGCCAACAACGUCUCCUACGUGGUGUGUCUGUUCGCUUUCUGCCUGGUGUUGCCCUUCGCCGUCAUUGUCUUCUCCUACGGGAAGCUGCUGUGCGCCAUCACGCAGGUGCGCAGCGCCAGCUCUGUGGUGACGCGUCGGAGAGAGCAGCGGGUGCUGGCUAUGGUGGUGACCAUGGUGGCUUGCUAUCUGCUGUGCUGGCUGCCCUAUGGCGUGGUGGCGCUGAUGUCCACCUUCGGGCCCGGCGAGGCGCUCAGCCCGGAGGCCAGCGUGGUUCCGUCGCUCAUGGCCAAGUCCUCCACUGUGGUCAACCCCUUCAUUUACAUCUUUAUGAACAAGCAGUUCUACCGCUGUUUCCGAGCCUUCUUCAACUGCUCCGCCGUGGAAGGAGGCUCCACCCUCAGGACCUUCUCGCGGGUCACCAAGACUUUCCGCAGCGGGCGUCCGGAUCUUCAGGACCGCCGGGUGUCGGCCGCCGUCCCUACCUCCGUCCAGGCCACUCCCCAAUCCGUGGAAGCGGACGAACGGCCGUCCGCUUUGACAAACUGUCCCAAACCCAAACUGACUUUGGUGGCUCAUUACAGGGAGUGA
Messenger RNA from Nerophis lumbriciformis (worm pipefish), 1185 nucleotides. The record is from RefSeq and is a predicted model, not a curated record. NCBI's taxonomy places the organism in Eukaryota, Metazoa, Chordata, Actinopteri, Syngnathiformes, Syngnathidae.